Molecule: messenger RNA, 1092 nt
Organism: Plenodomus lingam JN3
Lineage: Eukaryota; Fungi; Ascomycota; Dothideomycetes; Pleosporales; Leptosphaeriaceae
Biological process (GO): nuclear polyadenylation-dependent mRNA catabolic process; U4 snRNA 3'-end processing; U1 snRNA 3'-end processing
Cellular component (GO): nuclear exosome (RNase complex); cytoplasmic exosome (RNase complex)
Molecular function (GO): mRNA 3'-UTR AU-rich region binding
Source: RefSeq, a predicted model, not a curated record
AUGGCGCCCUCCCACCAGGCUCUCGUCAAUCUCUCGCCUGCCGAGCUCUCCUUUCUGCGCUCCACCCUCUCCCAGACGCCGCCCAUUCGCCUCGAUGUCACCAAAGGGCCCCGCGACUUUCGCUCCAUGCGCGCAGAGUAUGACGUCCUGCCCACCGCCAACGGGAGUGCGCGCAUUGCCCUCGAGGACGGCACCGAAGCCCUAGUCGGCGUCAAGGCCGAGGUCGACAAGUCGCUGCAGUCGCCAGUCUUGGGCGACCCAGCACAGAACGUGCGCAUGGGCGAGACUGACGACCACGACGACGAGAGCAAAGGAAAAGGCCAGAACGCGUGGGUGGAGAUGAGCGUCCAAGUGCCAGGCUUUCGCGAAGAGGAUGCAUUGCCUGUCUUUCUCUCCUCCAUGCUCACAGAGAGCUUGCUUGCGAGUGGAGCGUUCAAGGACCGCUUGUACAUCAACAGCCGGUUCCACUGGAAGCUCUACAUUGACAUCCUCCUCCUCUCCCCACCCCUCUCCUACCCCCUCGCCCUCCUCUCCAUGACCACCCACCUCGCCCUCAUCACCACCCGCCUCCCCGCACUCAAGUCCGAACGGGACGAAGACCCCCUCUUCGACGACGACUGGGACGCCGCCGUACCCCUCUACCCCAAACCCACGGGCCCCCAUGCCUUCAUCCCCUCCAUCGGCAAACCCCCCAUCAUCAUCCUCGCCAUGGCCGUCGACCAAAACAUCAUCUUCGACCCCGCCAAAGAAGAACUCGCAGUCGCAGACGCCGUCCUCGCAAUGGCCUGCACACACUCUCCUGCCUCCACAACAGCCGCCCGCAUCCUCGCAAUCCGCACUAUUGAUCCCCCGUCCCAUCUCACCCCUCCUGGCGUCCCCAACUCGAUGAAUUCGGCAACCGGUGGCACGGUCCCGACCUCCAUGGCCGAUGCCCUCACCCAACGCGAAUUGCUUGCCACCUCGGGCGUUUGGACUCCCCCGCGCGGCGGCAUGAAGAGGAGCCUCGUAGCCCAGCUGACCAAGAUGGUGGUGGAGACUGGGGGCGUGGCAGAAGAAGUCUUUACCGCCUUGGCUGCCAUUGAAGUCGGAUGA